AUGAAUGAACUGCGCAACUAUCCGUUUGACGAAGUUGAGCCGUCGACACCUCUAGCACUGGAAGAUCAGUUAUUUGCUACAAACCUGAAAAUUUUUGAGCAGUCUGACGAGUGUGCGAAAGAACGUAUCAACAGACAGGCGGGAUGGUCAUCACUGGAUGCAGCUGCUCUUGCACUUACCGAACAUUCUAACCGUAAUAUGUCUUUAACAGUUAAUUCCAAAAACACAUAA
This is a messenger RNA of Gongylonema pulchrum, 231 nucleotides long. The record is from the annotation of a GenBank genome assembly. NCBI's taxonomy places the organism in Eukaryota, Metazoa, Nematoda, Chromadorea, Rhabditida, Gongylonematidae.